GGUUGUUUUGAAGUUGAGUUUAAAUAUUUUUUCUAAUUUAAUGUGGAUUCAUGAACAAUGAUUUGAAGUGUAUAAUAAUUUUAACUUUAACGAUUCAUUCGAGCACAGAUACACAAAGUACUUUUUAAAGACGAUUGUGUACAAACAAUCUUCAAAAUUUUGUGAAAAUAUUUUUAUGUAGUAGAAAAUCGAUCAGGAAUUUAAAAUUGAAAUCUCUUUUUUAUAUUUAUAGUAAUAAGCUCAAGAAGACUUUUGUCGAAACAUCAGUAUAUAGGAAUUCUAAGAUUGGAUUCUUUUUUCCUUCUUGUGAAAAAUUUGAUACUCCCUUGACGUUGAAGAGAAACGUUUGGUUAAGUUAUAACCUGAAGUGUAGGGACAUAACCAAAUUAUUGGAAAUUUAGAAACUAAAUAGACAUGAUUAUAGGGACUAAACUGAAAAUUUUCAAUUAUUAACUGAUAUUCGACAUUGAAUUCUAAAAAUGAUAAAGAAGAUGAUAAAAAGAUUUUGUCUUCAUUCAUAAAUUUCUUGUAAGCUUAUAUUCUAGAGGCAUGCUUGAAACUGAUCUGUGUGCAGAUGCAGAACAUCAAAGGUGACCAUAUUAGAAACCUCGUUUGUCUGAAAUUUGUUUACAAACCGACUGAACAUACUCAUGUUUUUGGAAGUACUAAAUAGACAUGAACUUUGUUUAUAACUUUUCUUUUGUCAAUGGCUGCUGUUCUCUGUGUGCUUCUAUAGCUCCCAUACGGAUUUUAUUCUCUUAUAACAAACAUCUAUUAAUAUUAUAUAAAGCUGAACAUGCGAAGUCUAGAUUUUGAAAGCUAGCUUAGGAAAGAGACAAGCCUGUAGAAAGGGUUAGGUAUCAUUACCGACACAUUUUACUACCGUUAGUAGCAUUUUAUUUUUCGCUCAUAGUCAACUGGUGAAUAUAAGAUGCAGCCAAAGUUUCACGUCUUGUUUGCAAGUAAAAACAAUAUCUCCUACUAGGAACCUUUCUGGAUAGAGUUUUAAAGCGCGUGGAGAUAUAAAAGUCCAUAUGCAUAUCUCACAUAUUCGUUAUAGCCUUUGUUUUACCGCUUAUAGUUUGUUAUUUGAUUCCACUAGAAAACAGCUUGUAUUAAUUUUGUCAAGGAUGCAGCUGAAGUUUCAUAUCAAUAAGAAAUGUGACAUAAGGGACAAUAUCUGUAUUAGUAAGAAGCUUCUGAGUACAACAUGUCGGGGUGGGGGAUCGGACUCAUAACCUAUUAAUUAGAGAUAUAUGCCAAUUACUGUUGAGCUAUGUUCACUUUGGCAAGAAGCUUUUGAGUAGAGUUUAAAAACACAUAUGGAUAAUGUAUUGUAUGUUUGGUGUUAAGUUGCAGAACAUUAUAGACCAUAUAUUUUUUUAGAGAACUUUUUUGACCAGACAAAAUUUCCACGACACAGAACGUGUCAAAAUAUCGACCACAUCAGCUAUUUGAAACAUUCAGGGCUAAGGAUGAAAGAUUCAGUGUCAUGGUCUUACAAUGAGGAUUGUGAUGAUGGCUGCCAUUGGAGCAGACAUUGGCAGAAAAAGUGACAGCAGACAGGAGAAGCCAACUAACUCCAUUAAUGACAUAACUACUUCAUUUAUCUAACAGAAAUUCAUUUUGUCUAGAACUCUGUGAUGAAACAAUUAAUGUGCUCACUUUUUUGGAAAAGGGAGGACCUUUUUGGUACUGAACAGACCUAUUUAAGGAGACGUGUGCUGUCCAUCUGACCAUAGUAGACAAGAGAAAAUAAAAACAGAACACUUUCUGCCAUUUUCUGAUCCUUGGAGGAAAAUGGAGUGUAGAUUUGCUACCAUAGAUCCUAUUGAGAUGACAGAAGCAAGGAGGAAUCUUGAUAGGGAAAUUCCGACUUGUGGGUCGGUGAUUGGUGGAAAGCACAACAAGUGUAUCAUUUUCCCUGUUAAAUCGAUCUUGGUUGCUGAAUCUAUGGAAAGAAGUAACAAGAAUUGGAUUGUUCAAACAAAACCGGCAUACGAAAGCGACUUAUUUGUACAAGUUGGGGACUUCAGCUUUCACUUGCAUAAGCUCCCUAUGGUUGCAAGAAGCAAAUAUCUGAACAGAAUGAUAAUCCAAAACAGCAGUCAUGAGGUGCAAAAUAACAACAGUGCCAUCACCAUACAAAUUGACAAUCUUCCAGGUGGGCCCAUGGCCUUUGAGUUGGUGAUGAAGUUCUGCUAUGGAUGGAAGGUUGAUUUAACUGCCAAAAAUGUUGCUCCCCUCUACUGUGCAGCACAUUUCCUAGAAAUGACUGAUGAUCUUGCACAAGGGAACCUAAUUUCCAAGGCAGAAGCCUUCUUGAGUUUUGUAAUAUCAUCCUCAUGGAAAGACACAUUCAAAGUUCUCAAGAGUUGUGAAUCGAUUUCUCAAUGGGCCCAACGGCUGCACGUCCCAGCACGCUGCUCCGAAGCGAUCGCUCGGAAGGCUUGUAUGAAUCCAGAGUCCUUCUGUAACAGAGAUUAUAAUGUUGAUAAUGUGAAGCUUGAAUCCGUGGCAGACAACUGGUGGUUUGAGGAUGUUUUGGUUCUAAGGAUUGAUCAUUUCAUUGAAGUGAUUGAAUCAGGUAAACGAAGAGGAAUGAAGUCUGAGGUCGUUGGAUCAUGUGUAGUACACUGGACAAUGAGAUGGUUUGCUCGUGCCAUGAACGGACUCGAAACUUUGAUGCUGCAGUAUUUCACUGACAAGUUAAAAGUCAUCACCCUUGAAAGUUUGAUUCGGUUACUUCCUGUGGAGGAAAAUUCGGUUCCCGCUAGUUUUUUGUUUCAUAUUCUGAAGCUGGGAUCUGUAAUGAAAAUUGACUAUGAAUUGUUAAUUAAGCUUGAAAGUAGAUUGACCAUGAUGUUGGAAAAAUGUCGUGCUUCGGAUUUACUUGUCAAGAACUAUGGAGAUGCUGAUGGCGUUUAUGAUGUCGCCAUUGUUACUCGGGUGGUGAAAUAUUAUGCUUCUCACAUAUUUCUUAAUUCUCAAUCAAAUUUGCUCGCUGUUGGGAGACUUGUGGAUGACUAUCUUCUGCUUGUUGCCCGGGAUCAGAACCUCAAGGCAGAUGGUUUCCGAGUUCUUGCAGAAGCAUUGCCUCAGAAUGCUCGGCUUUGUUUUGACAAUCUGUAUAGUGCAAUUGAUAUGUACCUGAAGGCACAUCCUGAAUCAACAGAAGAAGAAAGGACCUGUCUAUGCAGAUCCUUGAAAUACCAUAAGCUUUCAGAAGAAGCAAGGAAGCACAUAACAAAGAACGACCGGUUACCGCUGAAAUACAUUACCAGUUUUAUUCUUUUGGAACAAGUGAGUAUGAAGAAACCUACAACAGCAUUUGGAUCUAGUUACCGACAAGCAAAAAGUCGAAUCGGAAUGGGUGAAAGUAGAUGUCCAGGAACGAGUUGGAUGAUGAGUUCUCAAAAGGAGAUAAAUCUGAUGAAAAGGGAGGUCGAGACAAUGAAAGUGCAGCUCAAUGACAUUCAGAUGUGCAAGACAAAGCUUCAAGGGCAAGUAAAGAAAGGCUUCAACUACAAGAAAAACCUUGCCAGUGUUCGGAAAAUCGUCUGUUUAGGGUUCAAUGAUUCUAAGUUCGGAAGCCUCGGUUUUGCUCCGUUGUCAACUUGAACUAAUCUGCUGUAUUUUCUGAAAGAAAAUUUUCGUUGUAAAUAUGUUCAUUUCAAGCUAGGAAAAGGCAAUCGUUCCAAUA
Momordica charantia (bitter melon) is the source of this 3703-nucleotide messenger RNA. Its product is annotated as root phototropism protein 3. The record is from RefSeq and is a predicted model, not a curated record. NCBI's taxonomy places the organism in Eukaryota, Viridiplantae, Streptophyta, Magnoliopsida, Cucurbitales, Cucurbitaceae. Gene Ontology annotation, molecular function: protein binding.